Molecule: messenger RNA, 2154 nt
Organism: Penicillium waksmanii
Lineage: Eukaryota; Fungi; Ascomycota; Eurotiomycetes; Eurotiales; Aspergillaceae
Exons: 2
Coding region: 1-2154 (717 amino acids)
Source: RefSeq, a predicted model, not a curated record
AUGUCGGUGAACGACCUACCCCCCUCUGCGGACCCAACGAUAUCCCAUACCAAUCAGCCAUAUGCAUCUGACCUCGAAGCUCUCGACAAUCGACUAAAUCGCCUAUCAGAGGACGUAUUUCCUCUUCACCCUUACCUUCUCACUCUACCGACGAAUGCCCCAUUUCGUCUGAGCUCCCGUUCCGCAAACAAUUGGGCCGUUGGACAUGACCGACCGUUCACCUCGGACGAACAGCAGCUUCAGUAUAUGACCUUCUUGACACACGACAGCGGAGAUUCUUUGCUCUUGGCUGUUGGCGAUUGGUCGGACGAGUCUGGACGCAUGAUGGCCGAUCGUCCUAGAACCACAAGCACAACCGCUACCGAGAACUCCAGAGACGCAGUCUCCAAGAAGAAAAUCAGCCUGAAAGAUUAUAAUACCCAAAAAGUCACUAGCACCUCCGUCGCUACACCUACACCUCCACCCCGGAAAAUCACAUUCGAGAGCGCUCAGCACACGCGAACAAACGCGAAGGAGGAGCUAAAGCGCCGAAGCCGUCGCGCUCUCCACGACUUCCUGCGCUUUUAUCGCCUACCCUGCCACCUACCUCUGGUCCAAGACUCCCCCCGGUUACUGUCUCCAACCUUGCCGCCGGACAUUGAGAAGGAGCUGGCUAAGAUUGGCGGGCACUCUCCUGUCCACCAUACUUCCCCGAAACGAGAAAAUGCUGCGAUUAGGACGAAACGCAAUGAUGAGCUUCAUCAAACCAGGACCCCGACAUCGACAUCCGUGAACAGCGGCAGCAAUUCGAGUCAGCAAGGCGGAAGCGGUCGUGCGGGUACAUCAUCCAAAGACAAAGACUUGGUUGUACCAAAUCCACCAAGGCGCAUCGUUUCUCUCAAGUAUGGAAAGUCGAACCGAAAGAGGGUCGAGGCUCUUCUUAAGUUCGCCGGGAAAAAGAAAGCUUAUCCGACGAAUUCUACACCUGGUGCGGACACGGAUCCUGAUGAUGUCUCUCACUUUCACGCCGAGAGAAGGAGAGAAGGGGAUGUCAGCCAAUCGCGCAAUAGUAUCUCAUCCAAAAAGAUCAAGAGUAAAGCUAGACAUGAAGCCGACGAGACCCUCGGCUCUGGCUCUGUGGGUGGUCGACCCCGAGAUCGAGAAUCCAGGACGUCCAUCGAUAAACCUACCACGCCAGCAUUCCAUCCACCAGCUCACGACAGAACCAAACCUAACACACUGACGCCAGUCAAGGACCUCAAGGGCAUGGUGUCCCGCCAUGGUGAACCUGGCGAUGGCGAUGGCAAAACACCAAUCAAUCCGACAAACAAACGAUACUCCACCGAUCUGGGAGCAAAGGGGUCACCUUCUCAGCCAGAAAGUCGAUCUCGCGACAGCGACCGUCGAGCCUGGCGAGACGAGUUCCAAAAAUUCAGCAGUAUUGGUCGAGAAUUGAAACACGCUUCAGAGCGCUAUACAGCUAUGACUGGACCUUCAAUCGCAGACGAGAAAUUAUCCGUCGUGACCGCCAUCGAAGCAAUCUUGUCCUUUAUUCUCGCUUUCGUCGCUGAUAACCAGUGCAAGUCACUCGCGCGACAAGUCGGUGAUUCCUCGUCGUGGGUGUCUAUUCUCGCUUACUGGCGAGUCGUCCGGAAAAAGAGUAUUUCAUAUCCAGUAUUACAUGGGCUCUCCCUACUUCUCGGGGCUGUCUCUUACGACGCUAUACAUGCAUUGGAUCUUGAACGCCUUGCCGUCAGCUCAUUUCCAGGAGAACACACCCCGGCCCCUACACCUGGCGCUGGCGGCGGCGAUAGUAGUCAUCACCCUACCCCGGCUCCGUCAGACGACUACAAAAAGGCAUGGGAAAAAAUCUCCGAACUGAGAAAUCGUCUUCCGGAGUGUUAUCGGGAAUCCCAAAGGUUAUGGCUGGAAGGAUCCAGAGGUCUCUCUGAAGAUGUUCUUAGCCAAGAUUUUCCCAAUACCUGGUCACGGCGCUCUCAUAACUUUGCUGAACGAGGCAGGAUACCUCUACGAGCUGGUGAAUAUGCCGGUGACUAUUUCCUUCCUCUUGGGGGAACUACUCAGCCCAUUGAGAUUGUGCGGUUUAGUUGGUCGAUUCUUCGUGAGUGGUGUGAGCAUGAGGGUAUUGAUUGGAAUGAACGACUCGUUCUUUGA